AUGUGGAGCACAGGUACAGGUGUGAAGCAUGUGGAGCACAGGUACAGGUGUGGAGCAUGUGGAGCACAGGUACAGGUGUGGAGCACAGGUACAGGUGUGGAGCAUGUGGAGCACAGGUACAGGUGUGGAGCAUGUGGAGCACAGUAUUGGGACUGGCUUGGGUUGGGACUGGCCUGGUUGGGACUGGCCUGGGUUGGGACUGGCCUGGGUUGGGACUGGCUUGGGUUGGGACUGGCCUGGGUUGGGACUGGCCUGGGUUGGGACUGGCUUGGGUUGGGACUGGCCUGGUUGGGACUGGCCUGGUUGGGACUGGCCUGGGUUGGGACUGGACUGGGUUGGGACUGGCUUGGGUUGGGACUGGCCUGGUUGGGACUGGCCUGGUGCAGGAAAGCGACGCUCAGAGCCAUAAAUCCCUGCGCUGCUUUCACGUGUGCGCGCCGCCAUCCGUCACGCCGGCGCUGA
This is a messenger RNA of Knipowitschia caucasica, 462 nucleotides long. Lineage: Eukaryota; Metazoa; Chordata; Actinopteri; Gobiiformes; Gobiidae. The record is from the annotation of a GenBank genome assembly.